This is a messenger RNA of Nicotiana attenuata, 873 nucleotides long. RefSeq lists its product as uncharacterized. Lineage: Eukaryota; Viridiplantae; Streptophyta; Magnoliopsida; Solanales; Solanaceae. The record is from RefSeq and is a predicted model, not a curated record. The transcript is spliced from 2 exons. Bases 1 to 873 code for a protein of 290 amino acids.
AUGUCGUCCGCUUCUACAGAAUUUGAUAGCCUAUGCAAAGAGAUCACAGACUCAAGCUAUCCCAUAAUCAUAGCUAAUUCUGGCCAUUUCAUAGUCCUUGAAAUUCUUUUCCUCUUGCCUAUCUUUUUCUCUCUCAUCGUAUAUCCUUCUUUCUACCUUGCCCUCUUUCAUCCCGAUUAUGAUUUCGCCAUUUUCACUCGGAGUAUUCAAUCCCAUCUUUUCUUUUCCAAUUUCGAAAUUAUUACUUUCCUUGUAUACACUCUGGUUUUGGUCCUGCUUUACCUCUGUGCUGUAGCCACAAUUACAUACAGUGCCGUUCAAGCAUCCAAUGGUAGACCCAUCAACGUCGUUUCGUCUAUUAGAUCUAUCAAAAAAUCCUUCUUCCCCCUUCUCUCCACCUUUAUCGUUUCAAAUACCAUUUUCAUUUCAAUCACUCUCAUUUUUGCCCUUGUCUUGGUUAACUGGUCGUUAGCUUAUGUGAUAGCAUUGGUUGAAUCCAAACGGGGUUACGAAACACUGAGGAGAAGUGCCUAUUUGGUAAAGGGGAUGAGAUCGCUAGCUCUAUGGAUACACGUGUUGCACGGGCUUGCGCUGGGAGGAGUGGUGAUUGGCACUAACGUCUAUUUAAUCCAUUUUGGUGCAGUGACGGCUGAUCAGCUGUGGGGGAGCUUCGCCGUGAUAAUAUCGCUGACUUUUCAGUGUUGGGUGCUAGGAGCUAUGUUGACGAAUAUGUUAUUUGUAGUGAACGUGGUUCUGUAUAAAUAUUACAAGGAUUUGAACGGCGAAAAAUUGCCCUUGGAGAUCGACGGCAAGUUUCUCGGCGAGUUCGUAUCCUUGUCUUUGGAUGAUGACAAGAAUCAUGGCACUCUGUAA